AUGUCCAAUCCGCCAGACUGCUGCGUGACGCACACGGCCGGCCGCCAGGCGGCGGCGCUGGCGGCAGUGGCGGGCUACUGCCGGCAGCGCACCCUGGCCGAGCUGGAAGCUGAGCUGGCGGCGGCGGCGCACCCGGCGGCGGCGGCGGACCCGGCGGCGGCGCCUGCGGCGGCGGAUUCGGCGGCUGCAGCAGCAGCGCGAGAAGCGGGCGCAGUCGGAAAGCCCUUGUAA
This is a messenger RNA of Monoraphidium neglectum, 231 nucleotides long. RefSeq lists its product as hypothetical. Bases 1 to 231 code for a protein of 76 amino acids. NCBI's taxonomy places the organism in Eukaryota, Viridiplantae, Chlorophyta, Chlorophyceae, Sphaeropleales, Selenastraceae. The transcript has a single exon. The record is from RefSeq and is a predicted model, not a curated record.